CUCCUGCAGCUCCUGGACACCUGUUACCAUGUGGUUCCUGAUCCUGUUCCUAGCCCUGUCCCUAGGAGGGAUUGAUGCUGCACCUCCUGUCCAGUCUCGAAUUGUUGGAGGAUUUAACUGUGAGAAGAAUUCCCAACCCUGGCAUGUGGCUGUGUACCGCUACAACAAAUAUAUAUGCGGGGGAGUCCUGUUGGACCGUAACUGGGUUCUCACAGCUGCCCACUGCCAUGUCAGCCAGUAUAAUGUUUGGCUGGGCAAAACAAAGCUAUUCCAACGUGAACCCUCUGCUCAGCACCGAAUGGUCAGCAAAAGCUUCCCCCACCCUGACUACAACAUGAGCCUCCUCAUAAUCCACAACCCAGAACCUGAGGACGAUGAGAGCAAUGACCUGAUGUUACUACGCCUCAGCGAGCCAGCUGACAUCACAGAUGCUGUGAAGCCCAUCGCCCUGCCCACUGAGGAGCCCAAGCUGGGGAGCACAUGCCUAGUCUCAGGCUGGGGCAGCAUUACACCCACGAAAUUCCAAACCCCAGAUGAUCUCCAGUGUGUGUCCAUCAAGCUCCUGCCUAAUGAGGUCUGUGUCAAAAACCACAAUCAAAAGGUGACAGAUGUCAUGUUGUGUGCAGGAGAGAUGGGUGGAGGCAAAGAUACUUGCAAGGGUGACUCAGGAGGCCCACUGAUCUGUGAUGGUGUUCUCCAUGGUAUCACAGCAUGGGGCCCUAUCCCAUGUGGCAAACCCAAUACGCCGGGAGUCUACACAAAACUUAUUAAGUUUACCAACUGGAUAAAAGACACUAUGGCAAAAAACCCCUGAGUGUCACAUUAUCUGCUGUUCUCAAUAAAAUACACCAUGAAACAAAUGA
Molecule: messenger RNA, 863 nt
Organism: Mus musculus (house mouse)
Lineage: Eukaryota; Metazoa; Chordata; Mammalia; Rodentia; Muridae
Gene: Klk1b11
Product: kallikrein 1-related peptidase b11
Exons: 5
Coding region: 29-814 (261 amino acids)
Biological process (GO): proteolysis
Molecular function (GO): serine-type endopeptidase activity
Source: RefSeq, marked reviewed